Pelmatolapia mariae (spotted tilapia) is the source of this 1189-nucleotide messenger RNA. RefSeq names its product U6 snRNA biogenesis 1 (gene usb1). Gene Ontology annotation, cellular component: nucleus. The transcript is spliced from 7 exons. The record is from RefSeq and is a predicted model, not a curated record. Bases 130 to 972 code for a protein of 280 amino acids. Gene Ontology annotation, molecular function: 3'-5'-RNA exonuclease activity. NCBI's taxonomy places the organism in Eukaryota, Metazoa, Chordata, Actinopteri, Cichliformes, Cichlidae. Gene Ontology annotation, biological process: U6 snRNA 3'-end processing.
CGGAAGUGAGGCGCAGAAGGCGCUGGAAGGCAGGCACCUUUCUUAUGUGCAUGGUUUAAAAAGUUAUAUGAGCUCCCGUGAGUUGAUCUCUUAUUUUAAAUAAUGUGGCGGAAUAUCAGGUAGUUUAAAAUGUUGGUUGGCUACAGCAGCAGCAGCUCGGAGGAGGACGGUGAGGCUGGCGGUGAAGCUGAAGGAGCGAAAAAUCAGAGUGAAACUACCUGCCGAAAGUGCCAAGAGGAAGAUGAUGGUUUGCCAACGAGGAAGAAACCCAAAACUGAGCAAGAGGGCCCCAAAUCAAGACUGCCUCUCCCUGGCUGUGUGUUGGCCAUGUUUCCAGAUGAGGUGGACUCACAGACUGAAGACAGCUCUCUUCAUGGUGGACGCAUCCGCUCCUUCAAGCAUGAAAGAGGAAACUGGGCUAGCUACGUUUAUUUCCCAUAUCAUCCUGAAGAGGAGUUUGGGGAGCUGUUGGAUGCGAUUCUCUCCGCAGCAUGUGCCCGGGGUGUGGUUUUGACUGCGCAGGAUGAGUUCCACCUCAGCCUGUCCCAGACAGUGGUGCUCAGACACCACUGGAUCCAGCCGUUCACACAGAGCCUCAAGUCAAGUCUUACAGGUUGCAAAAGGUUCGUGUGCUCGGCAGGGAGACUGCGUGUGUACUCUAAUGCAGAGAAAACGAGGACAUUCCUGGGGAUGAAAGUGUCAACUGGGCAUGCUCAGUUGUUGGAUCUGAUCCGAGCUGUUGACAGGACGAUGACAGAGUUUCGCCUGGAGACUUUCUACAAGGAUCCAUCCUUCCACGUGAGUCUGGCCUGGUGUGUGGGAGAUCAGACAGUGCAGAUGGAGGAGUGCAUGCAGGAGCUGCAGAGUCUAGUAGACGACCACGAAGAUGGACCAUUUGUGUUGAGGCUGGACUGCUCGGAGCUUCGCUGCAGGACGGGAAACAAGACUUUCCGCUUUCCUCUGGAAUCCUAAAACAUGAAGUGACUGAGUAAAGCUGGUAUUGUCUUUGCACAGCUAUGAGGAAGACUCGUUACCUCAGCUCUGACUCCAGUGUUCACUGAAUUGCUAACAUUUUAAAGUCCUUUAAAAAACUCCGGGAAUGCCCCAACGAACACAAUCACAGCUAACUGCAAAAGUAUUGAAAUGUUUUAUGUAUUUAAAUAAAGACGUUACUACUUUUGUAUUUUUC